This is a messenger RNA of Musca domestica (house fly), 1869 nucleotides long. RefSeq lists its product as uncharacterized. The transcript has 13 exons. Bases 181 to 1869 code for a protein of 562 amino acids. The record is from RefSeq and is a predicted model, not a curated record. NCBI's taxonomy places the organism in Eukaryota, Metazoa, Arthropoda, Insecta, Diptera, Muscidae.
UAAUUUGUCAGAAUUAUUUUGCAGAAUUAUUUUUUUCCUUUUUUUUUGUAUUUAAUUUUUGUUUUGUGGAAACAUAAAUUUAAACGCCUGUUAUUUUCGUGUCGUGUUCUUUGAGAGAAAAAAAUAUUUGCCAAUUUUUUUUUUGUUUUUGUAAAAUUUCAUCAAAUUUCACUAAAAAUAAUGGAAAAAGCUCCCAGUUCUAUGAGACUGGAAAAGAUGGCUACAGUUCCAGAGGAAGUUCCAGGAAAGCCAACCAAAUUUGAGGGUGAUGCCAAGAAAAUGGCCCAGCAAGUCUCGGUAGGGUCGGCAACAGCUGCAACUAACCAAGCCAUAAAAGCUAAAGGAAGAAAUAUGUCGAUCACAAAUCCAGCCUCCAAAAUUCCAGCUAUCAAAGCAACGUCCAACGUGUUAAGCUUAAAGGGCAAAACUGCAAAUCCAUCAUGCCCGCCAUCUCAAAAUUCGAGGCCAUCAACACCCUCCAGUGAUUCUAAAAGAAAUUCAUUAACAAAAUCUCCCCCAGCCAUAAUGUCAAGAUCUCCAACACCGAUCAGCAAAUCAAGAAUGAGUUUGAUGUCGAAAAAAGAUGAUUUUGAAAAGAAAUCCUUUAAUUCCGCAUCGAAAACAAGUUUAGCAACCAAUACGGCCAAUGAAAAAGCUCAAAGCUUUCGAACUCCAAAUGCUGUGUCUUCAAAAAUUAAUAGCAAUCGAGGUGGAAGUAAUCAAACCCGUGCCAGGAGUUCCAUGGCCGGAAAUCAAAAAACAAAUUUACACAAAACAACCUCCACAGCAGGUGAUCAAAAUUCCCCCCAAGCCUUGGAGAAGAGGCUAACGGACUUACAGACUGAAUUUCUUACAAAAAUCCAAGCUGAUCCUGAUAAAAGCUUUGAAUAUCGUUUUGUUAGUGUGGUCCAUCAGAAUGGUGAAUGCAAGCUUUUAAUCAAAGAUACGGAGAAGGAUCUUCCGGAGCUGCCCUCCAAUUCGGUCAAUGAUUUCAAGGCGAAAAUCUUAAAAUAUAUGAAUGAAAGUUUUGCCCAACUGUUAGGGAAUUCCAUGGAAAAGGAAAAUUCCAACAGCCAGGAGAAAAUACGCCAGCUACAGGAUUCAAAUACCAAGGCUUUGUUUGACUACAUCGAUGAUUUAUGUAAGUCCUAUAAGGAGAAGCCGUUACCGGACUCGGAAGUCGAACAUUUGAAACAGGAACUAGAGGAAUGCAAAGCAAUUCUGGCAGCCGCUGAAACAAAAUCCCUGGAACUCAGCAAAAAACACGACGAAGAACUAGUCGCCUUGAAAAAUCAAUUCAAUUCUAAGAUAGCGGAAAUAGCCCAAAGAGAAAGUGCCAUGAGAGAGUUAGAAAAUAGACUCCAAAAUUCCGAGAAUCAAAGAGCUUUUCUUAAAUCCCAACUUCAGUCCCUGGACAUGGAAAAGCAAGAAGAAAUCAAUACCUUAAAGGAAAGCCUUCGCAAAAACCAAGAGAAUACAAAUGCUAUGCAAAAGAAUUUCAUGUUGCUCCAGCAGCAAUUGGACAACGAGAGAAAUGAAAAUCAGAACAAAACAGUUACCCUCAAGGCCAUGGGGGAGGAAUUACAGAAAUUACACCUUAUGGUGGAACAACAAAAUGUCUCGGAAAAUUCUGAAGAAAUUCAAGAACUAAGGGAUACAAUUAAAAGUUUGGAAGAGGAAAAAACUUCAUUGGAAGAACAUAAUCGAAAUUUGAAAGAGGAACUUAAUUCCAGUAAAGAAAUGUUGAUCCGCUACCAGGAGGCCCAAGAGGAAAUAAAGUCUCUCCGGGAACAGAUCAAGCUUAAAGAUGAAAUGCUGGAGAAGUCAAAAUUGGAAAAUGCCAAGGAUACUCAAAUGGAGUUCUCCUAG